Messenger RNA from Brachypodium distachyon (stiff brome), 1796 nucleotides. RefSeq lists its product as uncharacterized. The coding region runs from base 153 to 1445 and encodes 430 amino acids. Gene Ontology annotation, molecular function: protein binding. The transcript has 2 exons. The record is from RefSeq and is a predicted model, not a curated record. NCBI's taxonomy places the organism in Eukaryota, Viridiplantae, Streptophyta, Magnoliopsida, Poales, Poaceae.
UGCUUCUCCUGCUGCAUGGUAAAAAAAAAAAACGAGCUACUGACCAGUGUGUUUUAAUCUCUAGCAGAACCCAAGCUAGCUGUUGUCAAAAAGAAAAGAAAAAAGCUUGGUAGAUUUGUGCGACUUGAAGGAGCCGAGCUCCAAGCCUCCCAAUGGAGCAAGAGACGCUCUCCUUCCCAUGGCGACGAGCAUCGUCAGCCACAGAUUCCGGCACAGGAACCUCAGGGUGGGAACCGCAGGGGCAGUCGUGGACGGACAUCCCGUCGGACAUCCUUGGCAUCGUGGUGGGCCGCCUCCCCUGCGUGGAGGACCGCGCCAGGCUGCGCUCCGUCUGCGGCGCCUGGCGCGCGGCGGCGCGCCUCCACAGGCCGCCGCCGGCGCCGCUUCCCCUGCUCGUGUACUCCAACUUUGCCUUCUCCAGCUUCUCCCCCGACGGGGCCAUGACGGGCGCGCGCCGCAUCCCGUUAUCCAAGGAGGUGGCGGCUGACGACGUCCGUUGCGUGGGCUCGUUCGAGGGGUGGCUCGUCGGCGUGCGGCUCAACAAAGGCCGCUACUUUGGUGAUGGCAAGUGCUUCUUGAUGAAUGCUUUCUCCCGGGAUGUUGUCCAUCUCCCACCUCCUUCUGCAUCCUCCCAUUUCGUCGAUGCCUACAGUAGUUCUCUCCCCAUCGUCGGUGGCUCUGGUGUGGUUGAGUGCACAGUCAACUCCGUGCAAUACGUGAUGGCGUUCUGCAAGGUGAUCUUGUCUUCAUCACCUGAUUCUGGGUCCAAGUGCACUGUGGCUGCCAUCUCGGUGCACAGGAACGGAGCAAAGCUCGCUCUCUGGCGGCCUGGGAUGACGUCGUGGUGCGUGUGCCUUGGUGGCUGCAUCAGCAAGUUCAGUGAUAUUACCUUCUUCCAGGGGAAGGUCUACAUGCUCAGCAAGCUCACCACCAACCUCUUUGCCAUUGAGAUAAAGGAUGGCGAUCACGGGCUAAUGGUUUCUCGUGUCGAACGUUGUGUGGCUGAGCUGCCUGAAGUCAAGGAUAGCUACGGACAGAGGUGGAACUUGGUAGAAUGGCAUGGAAAUUUAUUGCUUGUCGCCAGAUACUUGGGUGGUGGUGAAGGCUGGCACAACAUUUGUAAGGUCGGCAUGUAUAUAGUGGAUUUGAGCACAAAACCUUUUCGAUUUACUGAGGUCAACACCUUGGAUGGUGACUGUAUCUUCAUCAGUCCUUGCAGCAGCAAGUCAUUUCAUGCGUGUGAGUAUGACGGGGUGGAAGACGAUGUUAUCUACUUCAUUGAUGGCUAUCUGUACCCUGCUAAAAAUGGGCCCCCUUUUGAUAAGUUUAUGUACAACUUGAGAGAUGGUACAUUGGCACCAUUUGCUGCAGACAUAUCAGAGUACAACUUUCGGGCAUCAGAUGGCAAGCUCAUGAGUCCAACAUGGUUGUUUCCUUCUGAAUGAACUGCUGCAGGUCAACUCUGAUCUUAACCAGUCUUUAGUCUAUCAGAAGUCCUGAUGCUGCUUGGUGUUGAGGAUCAUGCUGUUUGCUUUUCAGGAAAUAAAAAAAAGUGGUGUAUGCUGUUGUCUAAUUCUGAUUAUUAUGAUGCUUGUUGACUUAAACUAUAGUAUUCUGUAGUAAACUGAUGUGUACUUCCUUUCCCAAUUCCUAUGUAGAAGGUCAGUUGUUUUAUAUUUGUGGGAAAUCUUUAGUUAGGUCAGUGGUUUCAUAUUAACUGGAUUGUAGUGGUUCGACAAUGCUUCUGUGGCAGUUUCUUUUUAUAGAAACCUUCGUAACAGUUUCUACUCUUGCAA